AUGGAUUUGGGUGCGAUAGCAAAUGGGAAGAGUGAUGACAGCAAGAACUCAUAUUUAGAGACAAUAUCACUGUCCUUUCAUUUUUGCAUUAUCAAAACUUAUGUUGAGUCUCAGGCUUUUACUGUUGCUUGGAAAAAAUCUUGUGAUUGGAAUGGCAAAAGCAAGGUAUUUGUCCCACCAGGGAAAUACUUGAUUAGUUCAGUGGUGUUUGAAGGUCCAUGCAAUGGUCCAAUUUAUUUUGCUGUGAAGGGAUUUGUGAAGGCUCCUGCUGACCUUUCAACAUUCAAGAAAGUUCAUAACAACGUUUUCGCCUGCUACAACUUGAACCUAAAAUCUAUCGAGAUCUCAGCACCUGGGGAUAAUCCCAACACUGAUGGAAUUCACAUCGGGUCAUCAACUGAGAUUAAGAUUUAUGAUUCAUUGAUAGGAACUGGUGAUGAUUGUGUCUCACUCAGUCCCCGAAGUGAAAACAUUCUUGUCUCCAAUGUCGUAUGUGGACCGGGACAUGGUAUUAGUGUUGGUAAUGUUGGUUGUGUUGGAAGGACUCCCAAUAAGAUUACUGGUUUGACAGUGAGAAACUGCACCUUCACAGGCACCAACAAUGGUGUAAGAAUCAAGACAUCGCCCGAAUCUUAUGAGAGUGUACUUUCCAAUUUCACAUUUGAAGACAUUGUCAUGAAUAAUGUCCAAAACCCCAUUGUUAUUGGUCAGGAAUAUUACCCAUAUAAUGCUUGUAACAAGAAGGUUCCCUCAAAGGUGAAGAUCAGCAACGUGAAAUACAACAACAUUCGCGGCACUUCCUCCUCCAAAGUUGCAGUUAAUCUUCUGUGUAGCAGAUUGAAUCCGUGCAAAAAUGGGGAGAUUGGUGAUAUCAACUUGGUUUACAAUGGCACUGAAGGUCCAACAACGUCUUCUUGUUUAAACGUUGAGCCAAUCCUCAAAGGAAAACAUAUCCAAUUACUUGUGUCUAGGUCUUUUAAUCUAUAA
Mangifera indica (mango) is the source of this 987-nucleotide messenger RNA. RefSeq names its product polygalacturonase-like. The record is from RefSeq and is a predicted model, not a curated record. NCBI's taxonomy places the organism in Eukaryota, Viridiplantae, Streptophyta, Magnoliopsida, Sapindales, Anacardiaceae. Gene Ontology annotation, molecular function: polygalacturonase activity. Gene Ontology annotation, biological process: carbohydrate metabolic process.